Amphimedon queenslandica is the source of this 3306-nucleotide messenger RNA. RefSeq names its product GTPase-activating Rap/Ran-GAP domain-like protein 3. The coding region runs from base 1 to 3192 and encodes 1063 amino acids. Gene Ontology annotation, biological process: regulation of small GTPase mediated signal transduction. The record is from RefSeq and is a predicted model, not a curated record. The transcript has 21 exons. Lineage: Eukaryota; Metazoa; Porifera; Demospongiae; Haplosclerida; Niphatidae. Gene Ontology annotation, molecular function: GTPase activator activity.
AUGUGGCAGUUUACUGCAAACAAUGAUAAAUCCAAAGAGCUUUCUCUUAAAGGCCAUUAUACUGCUCUCCCUCUCUCUCCACAACCAAACGGAAAAGCAAAACUUUGCUGGAGAAGAAGCUGCGACAAUACUUCUCCUUUGCCUGGCCUUCUAGUUCCUCCAACUUCAGAUAGAAAAGCGGCAACCAUUAAUACCUCAUCAUUCAUAGCCAGCCAUAUUGUAUCAAGCACUACUCUACCUGUUCUUCUUCUUCCCGCUAGUUCUUCAGCUGCUUCAAGCGAAGACAUCACCAUAAUUCUAUCUGAUGUUGACGAAUUGAGGAAGAAGAGGAAAAAGGUUAAGAAAACAAACCAAGAAGGAGAAACAGGAGGAGUCAUGUUGUUGAGAAGUAGACAGAGAAGUCGAUCGAUGGAAAGAUUAUUGGAUUGUUCCCCUUCUUCAUCGGUGACUCCAUCAGUUGGUAAUGUAUUCAGAAAAGAAGUCGGUGGUGAUGAUACUAACGAUAGUGAAACUCCAUUCUUCCUCUCUGUGGUAGCAGCUGAUUCAGUCUAUCGCUCCAUUUUAUGGAGGAAGAAAGGGAACAAGAGGCUCUGUAUACAGCAUUCUGGGAAAAUUCCACCACCAAAGACAAUUUUAGAGAAAUUUUCUGUACCAAAAUCAGACAAGUUGACUGUUAAAGAUAUCUCCAGUGCAACUUUACAGAAAGAUUUCCUGACACUGGAAGAACAGGAAGGGUCAAUUAAUUUUAAAUUUGGUAUAAUUUACGCAAAAACCGGUCAGACAACCGAUAAUGAGAUGCUUAGCAACAAAGCUGGAAGCCCGUGUUUCAAUCAGUUUUUGGAUCUUUUAGGUGAUACGAUUGAUUUGUUUGGUUGGGCCCAUUACAAAGGAGGUCUGGAUACUCGUAACAACGCCACCGGUAGUCAAUCGGUAUACACAGUGUUCGGUGGUCACGAGGUCAUGUUCCAUGUGUCGACAAUGUUACCGUAUUCGGAGGAAAAUAAACAACAGCUGGAGCGAAAGAGACACAUUGGCAACGACAUAGUAACCAUUAUAUUCAUUGAGGAUGAGGGGGCUGACUCUGAUGGAGCUCAGGACCAAGAAUUAGACGACAGAGCUUACCUGUCGGCGCUCUCCUUUAGCCCCUCCUCCAUCACCUCUCAUUUCAACCACAUCUUCGCACUCGUCACUUACUGCAAGUCGAGGGAUUCUUAUCGACUGGUACUCCACUCUGCCGAGAGUAUUCCGAGUUUUGGGCCCCCUCUGCCCCCUGGGGGCGAAUUUGAAGACCACUCUGUUUUUAGGGAUUUUUUAUUAGCAAAACUCAUUAAUGGUGAGAAGGCUUCUUACUCUAUCUCGACGUUUGCCGAUAAAAGAGAAAGAACCUUAGGACUUUUAAUGAAGGACAUGGAGCAGAAAUGUGGCUCAGUGUUACGUAAAUCUUUGUCUCAGUUGAAUAUCACGUCGCCUAGCAACAGCAAAAAGUACGUGGAGCUGCAGCAGUCAUUCAGUGAAGUUGGAAACAGGAUAAAAAUUGAGAAGAUAGUGUCCGGUAAUCACCCAACUAGCCAAAUGAGCACUGCAGUGAAGAAAGAACCCUGGGAGACUACUCUUUUGUUGCAAAGUUUUCCUCAUAAAAUUACCUGCGGGGAUACAUGCGACGACGGCUCAUUAAUUGUCUCCACCCCCUCCGACGGCACAUACAUGGUAUUUACAGAUGGAACAACACUUCAGAUAAUUGAUAAAUCUCUCCCGAUAUCACAGCUGGUAAUAGCCCAUAGACACCGGCUAUUACUACUGAGAACCGGCUACCCAAAGGACAAUUAUUUUUAUGCCAUUUCCCUAGAAAUUUUUUUCAGCCCGUCAGUAAAAAUAAGAAGCAAGUCCUCACUUAGUUCAUACCAGCUGUCGUACACCAAAGGAUGUCACUUAUUCUGCACAACUCCACUCUACAGUCAGUUCCUUCGUGUCAUGGUUGCCGUCAAGAACAAGGUCUUUAUGUUAGCGUGGAAGUACCCAGCUGUUUCGUGUUUUCCGGCCACACCCACAACUCCUAGUCACCCACUCCAGGGGUUCAUUAAACACAGAGAGCUUAUAUUGAAUGAGGUUCCUCUGCUAAUGACAUUCAUUGAUGAGCAUCCUUCGGGCAGACUCUGUGUCAUGUAUCAGAAGCAAAUUGAAGCCAUAGAUGAGAUGACUACUGACUCACAAAGACUCUACAACUUUGAUUCUUCAAAGGUUAAAAUAUCUGAACUGAGAGCAGUCCAGCAUAAUACAAAGAAUGAGCUUCUCAUCGGCUAUAACAUGUCAUGCAGUGUGCUGGCGCUACAAGACGGUAUGGUCUUCAAUUCUCCAGAGACAGUUUGGAAUGCUGAACCUACUUCCAUAGUUCACACUGGUCCCUAUACACUAGCGUUUACAGCUGAUACUAUUGAAAUUAGAAAGUCAUCAAACGGUUCUUUAAUGCACACCAUCGACGUGCCUCAACUUAAACCUAUUUCACUCAAAGAUGACUUGAUAUUCUCGUCUCCAAGUCUCCUCAAUCAGUCUCUCCAAAGGAACGAUAGUUUCUCACGUUUGGAGGGAAAAGCCGCCAAAGUCCUUGGGAAAGCCACAUCUUCAGGAACCUCCUUACACAUAUACAAGAUCAGCUUAGAGAACCUUCUUGGGGGUGGAGCUGGAAAAGGGCGUGGCCGACGUAACAGUGACAAAGAUGAUGAGACUUCAUCUAGUGGCAGCCGCUGUAGCAUGUUAGAGGACGUUCCUUCAACGAUUUCCGAAGAGCCAGAAGGGCGUGGCAAUGGGUGUGGUCUUCAUCUAAAAGAUCUGAGUAACGGAGGAGGUGUUGACGUUAGCCUUGAAGAAACCAACUCAAAGUUUAAAAAUGCAAGAAUACUAAAAUCUCCGUCUUCCAAGCCGAGGCAGAUGUUUGUCUACCCCGAGAGUUACGGCGAUGGUAAGAAAUACGUGGGCCCCCUCAGCGAAGUUUUUGAGGACUCGUUUCGCCUGGUCUGCAAAGAGGAGGAGGAAGAGGAGGAGCCUAUGCACUCCGUCCUCUCCGAGCGAGACAUUAAAACAGCUCAACUUCACGGACUCCAUUCAGCUUAUUCCUCAUCUCCUUCUAUCCUUGAGGAUAUUAACUCUCUCUCUUCUCUCUCCCCUUCUUCCAGCGAUGUGCUAUUUAAGCUAUGAUUAUUAAUGUUGUUGUUGUUGUUGUUGUUUUUUGUUUGUAGUGUCUUGCUUUUGUGUUUAUUAUUGUUUAUGUUUCACUUUCAUGUUCAUUCAUCCAUUCAUUCAUUAACAUUA